Dicentrarchus labrax (European seabass) is the source of this 1053-nucleotide messenger RNA. RefSeq lists its product as uncharacterized. The record is from RefSeq and is a predicted model, not a curated record. Bases 1 to 1053 code for a protein of 350 amino acids. The transcript has 3 exons. NCBI's taxonomy places the organism in Eukaryota, Metazoa, Chordata, Actinopteri, Moronidae.
AUGAGUAAAACUAAAUACCGUAAGAAUCGAUUGCACAGGCAGUAUAUGAAAUCCAGGAGUAUAAAGAAAUAUCAUGGAAAUCGUCAGCAUAGGCAGCGCGUUGUUGCAUAUAUGAAAUUGAAGAGGCAACGUUUAAAUGCAAAAUUGACAGAGUUUGAUUUAGUUAUGCAGCAGUUUUUGGCUAAAGUCAAUGAUGGCCCGGAUUUUGUCUGUUGUGUGUGUUUUAGAAAGUUAUUUAGAAAACAAGUUUUACCGUGUAGCAUGAAGGAUUAUAGUAAAAGAAAAGAAAUAAGUGUAAUUGCAGGUAAAUGUAUUAGUGAACAAUAUUUGCAUAAAUGUAGUACAGAUUGUGUAUUGCCUUGUCAGUGGUUAAAUUCAGCUAGGGGUCAGUUGUGGAUUUGUUUCAGUUGUAACACUAAAAUUAGUAGAGGUCAUAUGCCACCGGAAUGUGCUUUGAAUAAUUUGGCAACAUGUUUUAUUCCACCAGAAUUAGCAUGCUUGAAUAGUUUAGAGCAACAUUUAAUAGCGCUGCAUAUUCCAUUCAUGAAGAUGCUAGCAUUGCCUAAAGGUGGGCAAAAUGGCGUCCACGGGCCUGUAACGUGUGUUCCUGCUAAUAUUGUGCAGACGAGCAAUUUGCUGCCGCGUUCGGACAUGGAUGGAUCUUUGCUACCUGUCAAACUGAAGCGUAAGCUCACGUACAAAGGGCAUUAUGAGUAUCAGUUUGUGGAUAGUCUACGCAUCAAGCAGGCGUUGCAGUAUUUGAAACAGAAUAAUGUACAUUAUAAGGAUGUAGAUUUUAAUGAAGAGUGGUUAAAUGAGUUUUGUAGGGAACAAGAGAGUGUGGCAGAACAGGAUAGUGCAGCAGUAGAUGGUAAUGCUAAUGAUGACAGUAAUGCAGCUGCUGAGGAAGAUGAGCUUCUGCAUGACAGACAACAGCAUUUUCUGGAAGAUGCCUGGUGUGAUCUCUGCCCGGAGCAAGAACAGGAGCGUCUAGAGUGUUUGGAAGAGCGUAGGAAGAGUGAACAACCUUCAGAUGAGCCUGUGGAAGAUUAG